AUGUUCUUGAGCACCAACUCCACAUCCUCAAAGAUUCCAAGAGCCCUCAUUGGUCAUCAUGUGGGUACUUGGUCUCACAAAGUCCAUGGAGAAGAGAGCAUUGUAGUGCUCUUGGUACAUGGGGAGCUCAUCCUCCUCUUCUUGUGGCUCAGCCUCCUCCAUGGCUCAUCUUGGUUACUCUCAUGCCACUUUCAUCAACCUCUGAUUACCUCCUCUCCUUCUUCUUCACUUCAGAUCAUCACCUUUCUCUUCCAAGUUCACCCCAAUCUCAAACUCUCCUUGCUCACUCUCACUACUAAUGGGGUCAUUCCUCUUCUUGGUCCUCCUUUCUUCCCUCAAUCUCUCACUCUCAGACUCCUCAGAGUACAUAUCCCUCUGCAUCAGACUUCCAUCCUCUGA
This is a messenger RNA of Microthlaspi erraticum, 399 nucleotides long. NCBI's taxonomy places the organism in Eukaryota, Viridiplantae, Streptophyta, Magnoliopsida, Brassicales, Brassicaceae. The record is from the annotation of a GenBank genome assembly.